AGAGAAACUUUUUCAUUUAUAUUUUCAUUUUUUUAUUCUAGAAUUACUUAGGGAGAAAUUUGUUCAAAUAUACUUCAAGUAACCCUCUUAAUUUAAAAAGAAAGUAGUGUCCUUCAUUGUCUCUUCUUCGGAAACUCUCCUUCCAUAGAUAUUCUUUAAGAUUUCAUUGUGCUAAUUUUUGAAUAUACUCCUAGUCUCUUCAAAAAAUUUCCUCUUUGAUCAAGUGGUGUGUGACUGCAUAUGUAUUUUCCCCAACCUGUCAUUAGUCUGAGCUGAACAUAUGUAAGAUUUCUAUGUUCAUGAACCUGCAGUUUUGAUGCUUCGUGAACAAGCUUCCUCUGCAGUUGCCUCUUGGUCCUCUAAUUUUUCAGCCCAGAAUUUCCCUGCCUCAGUUCUUUUACAAGAGCAGCGUGAUGAAUAUAGGCCUCUUCUUCACAUGUCUAAGGAAGACAAAACAUCUCAGGCAAUUUUAAAUACAAGGCAGAUGGAUAUGGACGCGGUUCAUGAAGAGAAUAACACUGGAAAUGCUGACCAGGUAGUGCUGGACUUUAGGAAGCACCUGCAUCUCUGGCCUCGUUUACAGAACUUAUUAACUUCCUCCCAAACAGGAGAAAUUGCUGCUUCUUCAACUCUACAGCAUAUUUCUGUUGACUCGGACAGACGGACAGAUAGUGUGCAAUGUAAUGGAGUUUCUCUUGCUAAGAAAGCUUUGUCUACUGCAAAACAGGCAUCCUUAGUUGUUGAAGGCCUGAAAUCAACUAAAGCUGAUGAUGAUUCAAUUCCUUUUGGUCUGGCUUCCACUAGUUUGGCGGACCCAUCAAUUGGGAGAAAUAAAACUGUGAGGUCAACUCGGCUUUUAGAGAGACGAGCAAAACAAAGAAAAGUACCUAAGUCCGUAGUUAAAGAUGAUGAAGCCUACGAUACAAGAAAGGAUGAUUCUCAAGAAAGGCUACGCAAAGAAAAGAAUAUAAAUGAAGAAUUUGAUCACAAUGAUACCCUACGCAUGUUCUUGAGGGGUCCUGAAACAAAACAACUUUUGACACUUGAACAAGAAUCUGAACUGAUUUCUCAGAUACAGGACUUAUUGAAAUUGGAAGAAUUGAAGACCAGACUCCAAUCUCAAUUUGGUAGGGAACCAACUAUGGCUGAAUGGGCUGAGGGUGCGGGACUUAACUCUCGAAAGCUCCAUGCUCAGCUUCAUCAUGGAAACAAAAGCAGAGAAAAGUUGAUUCAAGCAAAUUUACGCAUGGUAGUCCAUGUUGCCAAAAGUUAUCAGGGACGUGGUCUCAGCCUUCAGGACUUAUUACAGGAGGGUAGUAUGGGCCUUAUGAAGAGUGUUGAAAAAUUCAAUCCCCUAGCCGGUUCCCGAUUUGGUAAUUAUGCAUUCUGGUGGAUAAGGCAAGCAAUAAGGAAAGCGGUGUUUAGACAUUCCAGGACAAUCCGUCUGCCGGAGAAGGUAUAUAUCCAAUUGGGCAAGGUAAUGGAAGCAAAGAAAUUGUACAUUCAGGAAGGAAAUCUUCACCCAACUAAAGAAGAAUUAGCAAGAAGGGUAGGAAUUACAGUAGAAAAGAUUGACAAAUUACUAUAUUCUGCAAGAACUCCAAUUUCUAUGCAGAAAACUGUGUGGGCUGACCAAGAUACAACUUUCCAGGAGAUUACUGCAGAUCCCACAGUUGAGGCCACAGACUUGAGUGUUGAAAAACAGCUUAUGAGGCGGCAUGUGCUCAAUGUCCUAACUAUCUUGCGCCCCAAAGAAAGGAAAAUAAUCCGACUAAGAUAUGGUUUUGAAGAUGGUGAACAGAAAUCUUUAUCAGAAAUUGGAGACAUAUUUGGUUUGUCUAAGGAAAGGGUUCGUCAAUUGGAGAUCCGAGCAUUAUAUAAGCUUAAGAAGUGCCUUGUCAAACAAGGACUUGAUGCUUAUGUAGACUUGCUUUUAUAAGUAGACACCAAGGUUAUGUAGUUUCAUUUCACACGGCGCAGACUUUUUCUUGCAACGAGUUAAACAGUUGUGUGAGGAUCCAACUUUUGAAGGCAAAUUUGAUGAACACUGUGAUUGAGGUCAAAUCAGAGAGGACUUUGAUAGCA
Molecule: messenger RNA, 2085 nt
Organism: Vigna umbellata (rice bean)
Lineage: Eukaryota; Viridiplantae; Streptophyta; Magnoliopsida; Fabales; Fabaceae
Source: RefSeq, a predicted model, not a curated record